AUGGAAGGCAGCCAGCGGACUGCCGAACCCUGGGCCCGUGGGGAGGCUUCUUCAGUUGUUACUUUGCCCCCAAUUGGGGUGGAGAAUCACUGUAAUUAUGGAAGAGAUUAUAGUAUUCGGCGCCCUUCUGCUUUCCGGUGUCGACCUCACUUGGCACUUACUGUUACUGCUGUCUUAACUUCCGUACUUACCUUAAUUUUCGCUAUAUCGCUGUGUUUCCAACCCGUCAUAAAGGCAACGCAACCGAGAACAGCUUUUCGCAGGCUUUCAGCUGGCGGUGAAACUCCAGAAACACCUCCCAGCGCUGGUUCCCCGCCGUACCUAUGCGAAAUUGCUCUUUCAGUGGGGAGGUCUCCCUCAGAGAUGCCCGAAUCUCCGGAACUUCCCACGGCAACUACUGAUCCAACAAAGGAAGAAACUAAAGUGUAUGAAACGGAGUACAAUGAAAAACCACCUUUGAUGUACCCUUCAGAGGGAUGUAGCGAGCAAGGCAAAAAUAUACCCUUUAAAGACGAAAACCCAAUGCAGACCAAUCCAGUCGCAGAAACUAGCAAUGAAAGCUUUCACGCCUUACCAGUGGAGCAAGAAGAGCCUGAAGUGUUAAGUGCUCCCUUGGAAGUCAUAGAGAUCUUAGACUCAUCAGACGAUGACGCAAAUUCAGAUGUGGUCAUAUUGGGCGAAGACUCAAGAGAUUUGACAAGAGAAAUAGAAAUGUCUCCCAUACCGACCGGGCCUCCGGUGUCCUUGCCUUGUGUACACCAAAGCCCUUUAUUUUAUGAUAAAGUUGUUCAAAAGGGGGAGCAGCAGACUAUGCCGUUUGGAGAAUUUGACGAGCCGCCAGCGAAAAGGCUCGCCGCUGAAGAAGAGGGGCUGGACGUUGCAAUGGAAAUUUCCCGGCUUGAUUCACUUCUAGACGAACCCCCCAAAACGGCUGCCGACCUGGUGCGCACACGCCUUCUACACUGGCCGCAACCUCAGCUGCCAAAUUACCCCGCCAGAGUGAUGUUGGGGGACGGAGUUGAGUAUCCCCUGGGGCACGUAGACGCUGCGUUGGCAUUGCAGCCUGCGGAAAAUGGAAUUUACGUGACGCCCGGCGGGCUUGGUGAUAGUAUUCCCGGUGAUGUUUAUAGUGUGCUUUUUGGAGUACCGGAGGCUAAUGAAUCUGGAGGCCCGCUCUUUGAAAUACUAGAGGAUGAUGAAUCUGCAGGCCAAGAUCAGCAUCCUGUGGUCAUUUCUUCAGAUUCAGACGAUGCGGCGUCGUCGGGCACUUACAGCUCCAGCGAAAGUAAAACGCUUCCUUGA
Molecule: messenger RNA, 1302 nt
Organism: Eimeria necatrix
Lineage: Eukaryota; Apicomplexa; Conoidasida; Eucoccidiorida; Eimeriidae
Exons: 2
Coding region: 1-1302 (433 amino acids)
Source: RefSeq, a predicted model, not a curated record